Drosophila albomicans is the source of this 2270-nucleotide messenger RNA. It is a transcript of the gene santa-maria, whose product is annotated as protein peste. Gene Ontology annotation, cellular component: cytoplasm; membrane. NCBI's taxonomy places the organism in Eukaryota, Metazoa, Arthropoda, Insecta, Diptera, Drosophilidae. Gene Ontology annotation, molecular function: scavenger receptor activity. The record is from RefSeq and is a predicted model, not a curated record. The transcript has 5 exons. Bases 258 to 1949 code for a protein of 563 amino acids.
AGGGCCGUGCACAGUCGACAGUCGUAAUCAAGCCACGACAAGUAACGGUACAGCGAGCGGAGCGGCAAUUUCUUUGAUUAUUUUCGAUUUGCACAUCAAAAAAUAACAUAAAAAAAAAAACGCAAAAAAAAAUUGAAUCCACGUGGUCAAACAGAGAAGUCGCGUCGCGUGUCCCUCAACGUAAUAUCCAGUUUACGCUUGAGGAUAUUCCAAUACAAAACACUUGCACGCAGCAGUUUUAGGAGCACUGCUUUGACAUGCCCACACAGAAUAGCGCCCUCUGGCGGCGACGAAGUAAUCGCGGCUUAUUCAUUGGCAUCUUUGGCUUUUGCCUUGGACUCUUUGGCAUCAUCUGCGGCAUGUUCUGGGAGGAUUUAUUCAAUUGGAUCAAGCAUAAGGAAAUGGCACUGGCACCCGACACACAAGUUUACGAGAACUGGAAGACGCCACCAAUUGAGCUGCACUUGGACAUUUACAUGUACAACUGGACCAAUCCCGAAGACUUUGGCGAUUUGAGCACCAAACCAAUACUGCAACAACUGGGACCUUAUCGCUUCAUUGAUAAACCCGACAAGGUCAACAUCACCUGGCAUCCAGCGAACAAUUCGGUCACAUAUCGUCGUCGCAGCUUCUACUACUUUGAUGCUGAGGGAAGCGUUGGCAGCUUGGACGACCAGGUGACCACACUCAAUGCAGUUACACUGUCAGCGGCAGCAACAGCCAAGCAUUGGAAUCCCGUCAAACGCAAAAUCGUCGAUACGGGUCUCAAGAUCUACAAUCGCGAGAUCUCGGUGACCAAAACAGUGGAUGAAAUGCUCUUCACGGGCUACAACGAUGUCAUGAUCGAUGCAGCCAUGGCGUUGCCCAUUUUUGGCGAUGAAGUCAAGGUGCCCUUCGACAAGUUCGGUUGGUUCUACACGCGCAAUGGAAGCGCAGAUCUAACGGGUGUUUUCAAUGUGUUCACGGGCGUGGAUGAGCUGUCCAAGUUAGGCCAGAUGCACAGUUGGAACUAUCAGACGCACACGGGCUUCUUUGACUCGUACUGCGGACUAACGAAUGGCUCCGCUGGCGAGUUUCAGCCGCCACAGCUGCAUCCAGGGGGCAGCGUUGGUCUUUUUACCCCCGACAUGUGUCGCACUCUGCGUUUGGACUACGAGGAGAUGGUGGAGAUUGAGGGAUUGCAGGGCUAUAAAUUCACAGGCGGCCCACGCUCUGUGGAUAAUGGCACGCUCUACCCGGAGAAUCUGUGCUUCUGUGGCGGCGAAUGUGUUCCCUCGGGAGUCAUGAAUGUCACCGCCUGUCGCUUCGAUUCCCCCGUCUUCAUGUCCUAUCCGCACUUCUAUAACGCCGAUCCUUACUAUCUUGAUCAGGUGGAGGGCUUGGAGCCCAAGCGAGAGGAUCACGAAUUCUAUAUGGUCUUGGAGCCACGCACUGGCAUUCCUCUGGAGGUCGCUGCUCGCUUUCAGGUCAACAUGCUGGUGGAGCCAAUCGAUGGCAUUGAUUUGUACACGGAUGUGCCACGCAUCUUCUUUCCCCUGAUCUGGUUUGAGCAGAAGGUGCGCCUCACACCAGAGCUGGCCGAUCAGCUGAAGUUGCUGCCCCUGGUACUGUUGGCUGGCCAAAUCUUUGCCGGUCUCUGUCUGGCCAUUGGCAUUGUGUUGCUCUGCUGGGCGCCAGUGCAGCAUCUGCUCAGCUCUUGCCGCACUCGACAGUACGAUGUGAAGAUGCAGCACAAGAGUAACGGGCAGUACAAGAGUCGUUCGCAGUUCUCCAGCGCGGAGGAGCUCAAGUCGAAGGCCUCCACGUUGCUAUGCGAGGAGAGUGCAGGCAAAUCCUUGCUGGAACAGAAUUCCAAGCCUGCCACAUUGAUACCAAAGUCGCAGACUGGCGAGAGUGUUGUCACAGCCACGACACCACUUAGCGAGACGCCAGAGAGCCAAAAAGAUUAACUAUGCGGUGAUUAGAUCAACAUUGCUAUAAUCCAUCCUAGUGCUUUACUUAGUUCUUAGUCAGUUAGCGUAGAGAAAGUCUCCCUCAUUUUGUUUUUCGCAUUCAGCAUCAUUCAGUGCCAAUGCCAAAGAUAAGUUAACAGUUGCUGCGGGCAUUUGUGUAACUUACGAAUACUCCAUAUAAAUCUAUAGAAAUAUAUCUUAAAAAAUGUAUCUAGCAUGUAGUUUUAGUGUGUGAAAUGUUUAGAACUUUUGAUGAGCCAGAUUUUUUAUAACAAUUUUAUACAGUUUAAGCACAUUUUAUAUGCUAAAAUAAAUAUA